Staurois parvus is the source of this 448-nucleotide messenger RNA. NCBI's taxonomy places the organism in Eukaryota, Metazoa, Chordata, Amphibia, Anura, Ranidae. The record is from the annotation of a GenBank genome assembly.
UAUGACAUGCAGAUGAGUGUGCGUCUCGAUCUUAGAAUCACCGCCACACUUCAACACAUUUUGGGCAGUCACUCAGGGGCCAAAAACCAGAGUGUGGGAGCCACAGAUUGUGGCGGUUGGAGCUGGCAGCAGCAAUGGGAUGGCCAUACAGACCCUAUGUCAAAAAUUAGGAAGCCACCCUAGCAGUACUAGUGUGAGGAGAGACCUGAAAAGUGGGCACAUGGGGCAGAGGGUGGCCGAUGGAGACGAGCAGCAAUGGGAGGCCGUACGAGGGGAACCUGACACACUCUGGGAACCAUCGGCCCGCAGCAUGAGGAGGCGGUACAGGGGCCCAUGACAGAUUAGGGGGCCUGGCCAGCCGCAAUGGGAGGCCCAUACUCAGCAGAAGGCAAUGACGGUAAAAUGGGAACCCACCAGCAGUGGAGGUAGACCCUGAAAAGUGGCACAU